ACUUCUGAAGAAAUGGAGGACGACGCUUCCUCAAGUCGACCACAGCUGGGUGUCGAGUGCUCUCUUUGUCCGGGAUUCUCAAGGUGAUGCAAGAAUGGACCUAUCCAGGAUCAGUGGAUUGUGGUUGUAUCCCCCACAAGCUCCACUCAUACCUCAGUCAGUCCCGAAGCUGCACGACUUUUUUGGUCACCGGGUUUUCAUAUGGAUGCCAAUUAAGCUAUGGUCAUUGAGAGUAGCCUGUCCCCAUCAAGAUUGCCGCCAUCCUGAGCUGUCACAUGCUGGUGUUUACCAAGUUGUUAGACAAGUGCUAGAUGUCUCCAACUUUUACAAUCUUGUAUCCGAGACCCUCUGGUGCAAGAAGUGCAAGAGGAAGAUGGUCUCUUGGAGCCACAGUAUCCUGUCUCAGUUAGACAUAGGCCACCGAAGCCACUUUCCAUGUCUUCUGACAACCAUGAAGGCCUGUGACACUAAGGUUGCUAUACUAAUGCGACAGCGUGGCUUGGGAAAUAGUGCCUCCCAGAUACAAAAGAAAGUGAAAGAACAACACAGCACAGAAUGGUAUCAAAAGACCAUACAGUACUUGUCAGCCUGCAAGAGUGUCGCCUCAGCUGCAUCUUCAGGACUCAUUGUACCACAGAGGUUUCAAGAACCACCACCCAUGGCACCUAUUCCACAAUACCGCUGGCUUAUGCAGGUAUAUGUGCAGGAUGUCCUGCAGAGGCUCAGUGAGGUGAAGGCCAACAUCACUUCUGUGUUUGGUCGCAUUCUUAAAGUGGACUCUACCAAAAAAGUCACGAAGAAAUUGGCGGGACCGUCGGCUGGGACAGCAGAGUGGGCGACCAAUGUAGGCAAUGAGUACGGACAAGUACUGAUUUCUGUACUUACAGCCGGAGAAGGUCGCUUCGGGUUACACAGGAUGGCAAAGGGUCUGAUGAAGCGGUUUGCAGAUGCCGGACAGCCAUCUCCAGAAGUGCUGUAUGUGGACCGUGACUGCUGUGGUCCAUCAAACAUCAAGCUACUAUUUGCAGACUGGCAGGACAUUCAUGUACGCCUUGAUGUCUGGCACUUUAUGCGCCGCUUCUCUUGUGGGUGCUAUACAGAUUCCCAUCCAUUGUAUGGCCUGUUCAUGAAGAAGUUGGGCCAUUGCAUCUUCGCCUGGGACAACGAUGAUCUACAAGCACUCAAAGCAGCCAAGAGAUCAGAGUUAGUUUCCAGACAUGUUCAAAAUCCAUCUGAAGAUCUCAUCAUGGGGUCCAUCACCAAAAAUGAGCUUGCUCUCCAUUGCCGAAGACAAACAAGAGGCGUGGAUGAGACCACACUGAUGAUUGAAGCCCUCAUUGAUGCUUUUGACGGAGAAAAGGGCAGAGAUACACUCGGCACUCCACUUAUCAACAGCCGGCGCAUGCGUGAGGAGUGGGAAGGACAGAAGAAACAUGUGGCCUGUCUUCAAGACCCUGACAAUGUACAACUGUACAUUAAGACUGGAUCCCUGAAGAAAGGUGGCCAUACCCUUCCUACCUACCGGUCAUGUAGAGGAUCAACAUCGCUUGAGAGCUUCCACCUACACCUCAACAGGUUUAUCCCAGGAACACUGGCCAAUGACACCGUGUUCCAGGCAUACCUUGUUGAUGGUCUGUCCAGAUGGAAUCAGGACAGGGCUUCUGUGCUCACUUCAGCCAAUGAGCCGCAGACAUACAGUGGUCUCCUUCGGUUCACUGCAAACAAGAUGACCCAGGAGAUAUUCCAGAAGCACAUAAGUGCUUAUACACCCCCUAGAAAAUACACUGGUGAGCUCAUUGGAAUUGAAUACCUCUAUGACCAGACUGGCCGCCCUCUACAGGAAUAUGAUGACGACAUCUUGCAGAUGGAAGACACAGGACUAGAUGUUCCUGAAGACGAUGAUGGCUUCCAUGAAUUAGAGGCAGAAGAUAUGACAAUUGCUGAUUUUUCCGUCUUCGAACCAAAUGUCUGUGACCAGUCUGAGCCACUCGGGUUGUCUCCUGGAACAAAACGUGGAACACAGCAGAAACAGUUGAAGCAUGAUGCUCCUGUUAUUCAGCAACCAACUUCAGUUACUACAGUAUGUGACCAGUCCGAGCCUUUUGAGAUGUCUCCUGGCACAUCCACAGAACAACGUGACACUCCUGUAACUGGGCAAAAAACUUCAGCGACUAUAGGUGCGCAGUUCGAGUCUCCUUCUCCUGGCACCGCAAAGACACCAGUACUUCACUACCCAACUGAUGACGAGUACAUUAAUACUGCACAACCAUCUUCU
Mercenaria mercenaria is the source of this 2275-nucleotide messenger RNA. RefSeq lists its product as uncharacterized. NCBI's taxonomy places the organism in Eukaryota, Metazoa, Mollusca, Bivalvia, Venerida, Veneridae. The record is from RefSeq and is a predicted model, not a curated record.